UGAGGCAGGAUGACAGCUGAACGGACCGUAAAGGUACAGCAACGCAGUCUGCAACAUUAGCAACAACCAUCACAAAGUCCUGUUGUAAAGAGCAGGGCCGACAAAUUUCACCGUGUGACGCGCCUUUGUGCCAACCGGUGGACGAGUGUGAGUUCACCGGCGGACGGUAGCCGCUAACCCCCGGAUACUAUUUGUUCUUUUUCACCAAGAGAGAGAAAAAGAUCCGCGUCCGGAUGUGCCAGCAGUAUUUGGUUUUUCGCAUGGCGUAGGCACCUUUUCUGAAGCAGGGUAUUCUCGAUGUCUGGGGGGGUCGCAGGAGGCCCUCGGAUGGACAACUCUUCCCACUAACAUUAACUGCACUUCCAAAUUGGCCGAUUUGUGCGGGGGAAUGAUCAACGAGAUGAUUGUGCAAUAAAGAGGAAGAAGCGCUGUGAAACACCUCUCGGCCACCUCUGAGAGAGCGAGUCUCCGGGAAUACGCCGCGUUUCCGCCUCUGAAGCCAACGACGACGGGCUUUAAACAGUGUGUGUGUGUGUGUGUGAGAGAGAGAGAGAGACAGAGAGCUGCUAACGAGGGAGACGAAAAGAGGAAAUAUUAGUGUCCUUGUCUCGUGCGCGUGAGCCCCUCCGAGGACCGGGAAAACCUUCACGAUGACGGGCAGCACCCCAGCGGACAUGAUAAACCUGCGGCUUAUUUUAGUCAGCGGGAAGACGAAAGAAUUCCUCUUCUCUCCCAACGACUCGGCGGCAGACAUCGCCAGGCACGUCUACGACAACUGGCCGAUGGACUGGGAGGAAGAGCAGGUCAGCAGUCCUAACAUCCUGAGGCUGAUCUACCAGGGCCGUUUUCUACAUGGCAACGUAACACUAGGAGCCCUCAAACUGCCCUUGGGGAAGACCACAGUGAUGCAUUUAGUUGCCAGAGAGACUUUGCCUGAGCCAAAUUCCCAAGGUCAGAGGAACAGAGAGAAGACCGGGGAGAGUAACUGCUGUGUCAUUCUGUAAAUACACGCCGCCGCCACCGCCGGCCCUCCAUCCUUCUCAUCUGUUCUCGCCCUCAACAUCCUGGACCUAACGAGCUUGUCCCCUGUCCUGGAGCUUGUCCACAAUGCGGAUAUGCAUUCGGACAAAUGCGCGCGCACACACACACACACACACACACACACACACACACACACACACACACACACACAAACACACACACACACUCAUCUCUUUUUCUUCCCCCCCCCCUCUCUCUUACACUCAAACAUACAUAGAGAGACAGCAGGCUCAGGUUGAUCCAGGACACAGAGUUGGGAGCAGGAAAUUGAUUAACGAUAAAGUUGAUUCCUUUGUUGUACUUGAUUUGUUGUCAUAACUGAAAAUUUGAGGAAGGAACUGGAUUUGCAUGUGUUUUUUUUUUUUCUUAAUGCACACCUUUUUAAGCCUUCUGCCGCACACACACACACACACACACACACACACACACACACACACACACACACACACACACAAUAGACAUACACACCUUGUUUGUCCAUCCUCAGCCAGUCGGUGAAAAGUCAGUUUCUAACUGGCUCCUCAUUCUAGCUGGUUGUCAUAGUAAUGCAGUGCCCAAGUUUGUGUGUGUGGCCUUGUUUUCUCAUCUAGACUGCUGAGAAUUUUAACCACUAACAACUCAUCAACAUACCGACACAUACACACACACACACACACACACACACACACACACACACACACACACACACACACACACAGUAUGACACCCCGUCUACACAUCCAACCAUAUGUGCUUGUGUGAUCUCCCUCGGUGCAGCAGACGAAGCUUAGACGUGCCUGAUCAGAGAACUCAAACCAGGACACACACACACACACACACACACACACACACACACACACACACACACACACACAAACACACACAGAGUAUACACACACACACACACACACAGAGUAUACACACACACACACACAGAGUAUACACACACCUGUGUCCUUUUUACUGCCCUCCUCUGCAUGUGCCCUCAAAGGUCACAAGAGAGAAAUGAUUCCUUUUUUGUCUGCAGAGCGCCGUACAGACCGAACACGUCCUGCUCUUUCACUCGUCAUAUUUUAGCCAAACAAAGCCUGACAGACAAACAAAUAGACAAGCAGCCAGUGUUGGUGGUCUUGUUUUGGUUAUUUGUUUGCCCAUGACAUUUGUGACUGUGUUUUGACAGUCCGCGCACAUUGCUGACCGACCAGUGUUGUGAUUAAUAAAACGUCAGUUUUCUUCCCUCCCUGAUGCACCGUCCCUCUCUCAGAGGAAAGGCUCAUUGUGCUCCUUUUUUAAACAGUGUUGUGAAGGAUCUCUCUUGACAAUUGCUGCCCAAGCAGGGAAAUCAACUCGGAAUGAAAAUAUUCCUUAUUUGUCUUAAUUCGCUUCUUCCUCUCUCCUUGAUUCUCUCUCUGCAUUAAUAAGUCCAUUUUGCACAACUGAAGCAUGUGCUCAUCAUCAGAUUAAUAAAAAUGUAUAAAAAGGUUUAUUGUUUUAUUUUAUAUUUUUCCAAUGGAAGUAAUGUUCCAAACUAAGGUAACGUGUAGAAUAUAUUUAAUAUGAAUCUUAUAUAGAACAUGAUGACUCUAGAUCUUGUUGAUAUACAGUAUAUUGGUGUUUAGUCUAUGAUUGUGUAUACGGUUAGCUUCUAGCCAGUUCACAGUCACUCGCUGACAAUGUCUUGUGCUUAACAGCGGCAGAACCUCCCUAAUCAUCGACAGGCUCUAUUUUUAUUUCUUCUUCUGUGCUCUUUUAUUAUUUUUUUUCAUUUGUUCAUAAUUUAAUGUAAUCCUUUUUUUUUCUUUGUGGUUUUUUGCUUUAAAUGAUCGCUUUGUAACAGCACUAGGUCUUAAAAAAAAUAUUGUUUAUAUUGAUCAGGGUUCAAAUCUGUACAGAGAUAAACGUUUUCAAACCAAUUGUAAAUAGCACUAAUGCUCCCCCUCCCUCUCCAAACUUCAAAAUGGAAUACAUCUGUAAUCUAAAUAAAGGUUAUUGAAGUGU
Molecule: messenger RNA, 3018 nt
Organism: Chelmon rostratus (copperband butterflyfish)
Lineage: Eukaryota; Metazoa; Chordata; Actinopteri; Chaetodontiformes; Chaetodontidae
Gene: ubl3a
Product: ubiquitin-like 3a
Exons: 5
Coding region: 651-1004 (117 amino acids)
Molecular function (GO): protein binding
Source: RefSeq, a predicted model, not a curated record